Drosophila bipectinata is the source of this 3411-nucleotide messenger RNA. It is a transcript of the gene stv, whose product is annotated as BAG domain-containing protein starvin. Gene Ontology annotation, biological process: protein stabilization. The record is from RefSeq and is a predicted model, not a curated record. Gene Ontology annotation, molecular function: protein-folding chaperone binding; adenyl-nucleotide exchange factor activity. NCBI's taxonomy places the organism in Eukaryota, Metazoa, Arthropoda, Insecta, Diptera, Drosophilidae. Gene Ontology annotation, cellular component: cytoplasm; membrane; cytosol.
UCUCAAUCGUCGAGAAACUUUGGCAGCGUGAGGACUCAGUAGACGCCGUGGUGGCCAACGAACAACACAACUCUGAGUGUGUGCGCCUGUGUGUGUGGGUCAGCGGCAAUGUGCAAAAAUAAAAAAGCUAUAUAUAUUUUAAAUUCAAUAUAGAAAUCCGAAAACAUACAAACGUACAGAGCGGACCGAGCCGAAAGCCAAAAGCUUGCAGCGGAAAUACUCAAAGGCAAAGUGGAAGUAAAAAGUAUCUGUGAGUUUGUGUGCGCGACUGCAUUGGUGUGCGGUUGCUAGAAAGUGUGGCCAAAAGUGACAUCACACUCCGGCAGAGUCGCCUUUUGGGGAAGCAUCGUCGCAGUUCGCAGUUCGCAUUUCGCAUUUAUCAGGAGCACGGGUACGAGCUCGAAUACACGUACGAGUGAAGGAACAGAGCCAGCGCAGCCAGCCGUUUCGCGGAAAGUACGAGAAGCCGCACGCGUCGUCGCUCAAGGUGAGCCGCGAAGUCUCCCCAUCACCGUCACCCGUCUCCUUGCCUCUUCCGACCCCUCGUGCCCACCGUCGACCGACGCGUCCCGUCCAAAAACUAAUCUCUACAACUCGUGCGACAAGUAGCCGACGUCGAGAAGUCAGAGCCAAAUAUCAACAAAAGGAAAUUUUGAAAUUAUCGCUACGCAGCGAGACGCGUCGGCAGAGAGACGGAUUCGAUAGCGGUAACGGUAACGGUUACGUGUUCGGCAAGGGUAGCGGGUCAUUGGCUGGGAAAACGCCUUCGGAGGUGCUAUGAAGCCAACUGUGGCUGCCAACCAGGCCCAUGAGAACGCCGGUCCCGGCGGAAAUGGAGCUCCAGUCGGAGGUGCUGGGUCCGGAAUCAACAUACCCAUUAGCCGGGAGUUCGUGAGCGGUGGCUACGGAUCGCCACAAAGGCACCAGCCGGCUCCUCAACAGCCACAAUUCCACGGCACCCAGCCGGCCUGCGGAUCUCCAAGGCAGCAGUUCCAGCCCCACCAGCAGAUGCCCCCCAACCAGCACUUUCAGUCAACCUUUGGAUUUGAACCGGACAUGGACAUGGACAUGGAUAACAUGUUCCCACGCUCUCGCCUGGGCAGGAUGCACGACCCCUUUGCUGGCUUUGGGGACUCACAUUUUGGGUUCCCCCAGUUCUCGACAAUGGGACGACGGGGCCGCAUGCAAGGCGGCGCCAAUAACCAUAUGGAGCACGACGACGAUUUCUUCAACCGGCUGCCGUCGGAGUUUCGCCAAUACAUCCCCGACGGUUUCGGAGGAAGGCGCGGUCCAGCCGGAGCAGCGGCAAACGUAUCCGGGCAAACUCCCCCCCAGCAGCAGCAUCCUCAGCAGUAUCCGCCGCAGCAAUACCAGUACGUGCCGCCGCAACAGCAGCAGCAUCCACAGCAGCAAUACCAAUAUGCACCGGCACAACAACAUCAGCCAGUCUAUGCAGCUGCACCGCAGCAACAGGUGCCGCAGUCGCCCUCUAAGAACCUUUGUGACGCUGCAAUCCAGACUGAGGAUCCGGCCGGCCGCUCUGAGGUGGACUGCGCCCCACCGUCUACCCUCAACCAACACGGUCUUCGUAACACUGUAGACAUGGGAGUGAAAAGCGUCGCUGAGCAGGACCAGGGAGCGCGCAGUCACUCCGCUCCCCCGCCAGAGCAGCUUCAUCAGAAUCUUUUGCACCAGCAGCAACAGCAGCGCAACGCUGCUCCGUCCGCAGGGCAGCAGCAACAGUUUGGCACUCAGACCAGUCCGCCUGUCCAGGGACAGUACCAUGCCCAGCAGCAGCCGCAGUUCAAAACAUACUACGCGCCGCAGCAGCAAACGAAUCCACAGCAACGGCAGCAGAGUCCGGCGCCUGCUCCGCAGACGCCCGGCGGCAGUUACAUACGGACUAUUCCCAUCUUUGUGGAAGGUCGAUCCGAGCCCAUUAUCAAUGCUCACAAGGAGAUUCCCAACCAGAGUGCACCGUCCAGUGGCCAGGCCCAUGCACAGUCAGAAACGCAGCCCAGUUUCGCGCCUCAGCAGCAUAGACCCACGCCACUCAAUACUCAGUCGCAGCAGCCGCAUCCAGAUCAGCAGGUGCCCGUGGAGGGCUCCGCAGCCGCAGGCCUACCCCCGCAGACCCCGCACACACUCGACUCGAUCAACAAAAUUCAGGACAUUCAGCGCGAUGUGCUCGAGCUGAUGGGCAAGGUGGAGCAGUUCAAAGGCACGCGCCAGGACAAGGAGUAUGUCUACCUGGACGAGAUGCUGACCCGCAAUCUUCUCAAGCUAGAUACCAUCGACACGAACGGCAAGGAUAGCAUUCGCCUAGCUCGAAAAGAAGCCAUAAAAUGCAUUCAGGCUUCAAUUAAUGUGCUGGAGGCAAAAGCCGAGGAAAACGCCAGGGCAGCUUCAGGAGCAGCAGCUGCAGAACCCAGCGCAGCCGAGACGGUGUCUUCGGAUGCAGCUGCUGCGCCAGAGGCCGCCGAACAGACCGUGGAUCCGGUCACGCCACAGGAUGCUACGAAAAUCCAGGAGCCCAUCCCAUUGCCAGCCCCACCCAACGCCGGACAAGCAGAAGGGGCUACCGCUCCCGAGGCCUCCGGGGAGCCUCUCGCAUCUCCAGCUGCUGCUGUCGAGGUGAAUGAUACCACUGAGCAGACUAAAACAGCCACUUUGACAUCCGAAUGAUGAACCUAUCGCCACUACAGGGCGACAGUUUCAAAGCAGCUACGUAAAUUAACCAAAUUUAAGUGAUUAGAACAGGAAGGAACAAUGGAGAGACGAAUGGGAGAGCGCCCCUUGACGACUUGGUAACAGCGGAAGACAUGUCCACAUUGAAUUGAAUGUGAACGUGAAUCGGAGGUGCAUGUAAUGUGAAUAUAGAACUUGCGACAUAGCUUUCUCAGUAGAAGAAAAACCCACGACUACAUAAGCAUGAAAAUCUCUUGUGGCAGCACACCUUACAUUAAACACACAACAUACACCCACCAUUUAGUUAGGCUAGUAAGGAAAUUGAAAUUGAUAUUGAGAGUGCCUGCAUCGAAUUACGAAGUUAACAGUCAAAAUAUUUUGCAACGAGGUACGGUGUUACCCCAGUUGCUUCGAACUUGAAAGAGCUGAUAAUAUUUAAGAAAUGACCACCAUGGUUAGAAGCUGCAAUGUGGCAGCCGGCAGUCGAGGUCGAAAGGCGUUCGGUGACAAGCCGUUGUGUGAUCUCAUGCAAAUCUACAGAAAAUACGCCUGCUGGACCCUGACCCUCGACCCAAUCAGCACCUCCAUUCACCCUGAGAACACCGCUCACGGCUUUGCUGCAGCAAAUUGUUAAACAAAGGUAAACACGUAUAAAAAAGAACUAUUGUAACUAUUUAUGCUACUAAUUAAUGCAAAAAUAAAUGUAGAUAUUGUUGACCAUAA